Molecule: messenger RNA, 4686 nt
Organism: Lagopus muta (rock ptarmigan)
Lineage: Eukaryota; Metazoa; Chordata; Aves; Galliformes; Phasianidae
Gene: UNC5C
Product: unc-5 netrin receptor C
Exons: 17
Coding region: 103-2955 (950 amino acids)
Biological process (GO): netrin-activated signaling pathway
Cellular component (GO): membrane
Molecular function (GO): protein binding; netrin receptor activity
Source: RefSeq, a predicted model, not a curated record
GCACUCCGCGCAGCCUGAGCGCCUGCGGGGCUCCGCGCCGGGACGGGGCCGCCGGCGGCUGAACCGGCUUCGAGAGGCACCUCUCUGCGCUACCGCCCGGCUAUGGGGAAAGGGCUGGAGGGCACGGCGGCCCGCUGCGGGCUGGGAAUGGGAUACCUGCUGCACAGCGUGGUGCUCCCCGCGCUGGCCGUCCUGGGGGCCAGCCGGCCCGGCUCUGCCGCGCAAGAUGAUGAUUUUUUUCAUGAACUUCCAGAAACUUUUCCUUCUGAUCCUCCAGAGCCAUUGCCCCACUUUCUCAUUGAACCUGAAGAAGCUUACAUAGUGAAAAACAAGCCUGUGAAUCUGUACUGCAAAGCAAGCCCAGCCACACAGAUCUAUUUUAAGUGCAACAGCGAAUGGGUUCAUCAGAAGGACCACGUGGUGGAUGAGAGAGUAGAUGAAACCUCUGGUCUGAUUGUCCGUGAGGUGAGCAUCGAGAUUUCCCGUCAGCAGGUGGAGGAGCUCUUUGGGCCCGAGGACUACUGGUGCCAGUGCGUCGCCUGGAGCUCAGCUGGCACCACCAAGAGCCGCAAGGCCUAUGUCCGCAUUGCAUAUCUCAGGAAGACUUUUGAGCAGGAGCCCCUGGGGAAAGAAGUAUCCCUGGAGCAAGAGGUCCUGCUCCAGUGCCGUCCUCCUGAAGGCAUUCCGGUAGCUGAGGUGGAGUGGCUGAAGAAUGAAGAGGUGAUUGAUCCUGUGGAAGACCGAAAUUUUUACAUCACCAUUGAUCACAACCUGAUCAUCAAGCAAGCCCGGCUUUCUGACACAGCCAACUACACUUGUGUUGCCAAAAACAUUGUGGCCAAAAGGAAAAGCACUACAGCAACUGUGAUCGUCUAUGUGAAUGGAGGCUGGUCUACCUGGACUGAGUGGUCGGUGUGCAACAGCCGCUGUGGGAGAGGCUUCCAGAAGCGCACAAGGACUUGCACUAACCCUGCCCCACUCAAUGGGGGGGCCUUCUGUGAGGGGCAAAACGUUCAGAAAAUAGCUUGCACCACCCUGUGUCCAGUGGAUGGCAAAUGGACGUCCUGGAGCAAGUGGUCCACUUGUGGCACAGAGUGUACCCACUGGCGCCGGAGGGAGUGCACAGCCCCGGCCCCGAAGAAUGGAGGCAAGGACUGCGAGGGACUGGUGCUACAGUCCAAGAACUGCACCGACGGGCUCUGCAUGCAGGGUUUCAUUUAUCCUAUUUCAACUGAACAGAGAACCCAGAAUGAAUAUGGAUUUUCUUCUGCACCUGACUCGGAUGAUGUUGCUCUCUACGUGGGGAUUGUCAUUGCUGUGAUCGUGUGCCUGGCUAUUUCUGUGGUUGUGGCCCUGUUUGUCUAUCGCAAGAACCACCGUGAUUUUGAGUCAGAUAUUAUCGACUCGUCGGCGCUAAAUGGGGGAUUUCAGCCUGUUAACAUCAAGGCUGCAAGGCAAGACCUCUUGGCAGUGCCACCAGACCUCACUUCUGCUGCAGCCAUGUACAGGGGUCCUGUGUAUGCCUUGCAUGAUGUCUCUGAUAAAAUUCCAAUGACCAAUUCUCCGAUCCUGGACCCACUGCCCAAUCUGAAGAUCAAAGUUUAUAACACCUCUGGAGCAGUCACCCCCCAGGAUGAACUCUCUGACUUCUCCUCCAAGCUGUCCCCACAGAUUACUCAGUCUCUGUUAGAGAAUGAGACAUUGAAUGUGAAGAACCAAAGCCUUGCACGGCAAGCAGACCCAUCCUGCACUGUAUUCGGGACCUUCAACUCCUUAGGGGGCCACCUAGUAAUUCCCAAUUCAGGAGUGAGUUUGCUGAUCCCAGCAGGGGCUGUUCCCCAAGGAAGAGUCUAUGAAAUGUAUGUGACAGUCCACAGGAAGGAGAGCAUGAGACCACCUAUAGAAGACAGUCAGACGCUGCUGACACCAGUGGUGAGCUGUGGCCCACCAGGAGCGCUGCUGACACGACCCGUUGUGCUGACCAUGCACCACUGUGCUGAGCCCAACAUGGAUGACUGGCAGAUCCAGCUCAAGCACCAGGCAGCCCAAGGACCAUGGGAGGAUGUAGUGGUGGUUGGGGAGGAAAACUUCACCACUCCAUGCUAUAUUCAGCUGGAUCCAGAGGCCUGCCAUAUCCUGACAGAGACCCUCAGCACGUACGCCUUGGUAGGACAGUCCAUCACCAAAGCAGCAGCCAAACGUCUCAAACUGGCCAUCUUUGGACCACUGUCCUGCUCCUCACUGGAGUACAGCAUCCGCGUCUACUGCCUUGAUGACACACAGGAUGCCCUGAAGGAGGUCCUCCAGCUUGAGCGGCAAAUGGAUGGACAGCUGUUGGAGGAACCAAAAACUUUGCAUUUUAAGGGAAGUACCCACAAUCUCCGCUUAUCCAUUCAUGACAUUGCCCACUCUCUCUGGAAGAGCAAACUGCUGGCUAAAUACCAGGAGAUUUCUUUUUACCACAUCUGGAGUGGAUGCCAGAGGAACCUGCACUGCACCUUCACGCUGGAACGAUUCAGCCUCAAUACCCUGGAGCUCGUCUGCAAACUCUGUGUGCGACAAGUCGAAGGAGAAGGGCAGAUCUUCCAGCUCAACUGCUCAGUAUCAGAGGAACCCACUGGCACUGAUUAUCCCAUCAUGGACUCAGCAGGCAGCAUCACAACAAUAGUUGGGCCCAACGCUUUCAGCAUCCCACUCCCAAUAAGGCAGAAGCUCUGCAGCAGCCUGGAUGCACCCCAGACCCGGGGCCAUGACUGGAGGAUGUUGGCCCACAAGCUGAAACUGGACAGGUACCUAAAUUAUUUUGCUACAAAAUCAAGUCCCACCGGGGUGAUUCUGGAUCUCUGGGAAGCCCAGAAUUUCCCUGAUGGCAACCUGAGCAUGCUGGCAGCAGUGCUAGAAGAAAUGGGACGACACGAAACCAUCGUUUCUUUGGCAGCAGAAGGAAAUUACUGAUGCAGCCUUGGCGUGAACAGGAAGGACAAAUACAGGGAGCGGUAAUGCCCCAUUAUUGCAAGUGUUCGAAAUGAAAACCCAGACCAAUGAGUUACAUAAGAGACAUUUCAGAGAAGAAAGCAAGCAAACAAACAGAAAAAUACACAGCCCUGACCUUCACAUGUGCUCUCCUUGUACAUUAUCACAGGAUCUAAAAGAAAUCAUGCAAAGUUGUACCUUGAAAAUAUAAAUCAACCUAAUGUUCCUCUUGGCUUGGCUGUACACUGCUUGGUACAGGAUUUUACAGUUUCCUAGGAAACGCUUUUUAUUGCUAUCCAGAUAUAUGGAUAAACUUUCUUAACAAUCCCAGUUUCUAUGGAUGUUGUUUACAUCAAAUUCUGGACAGGGGUAAGGAGACUGUCCAUGGCUCUCUAUAUUUUUUGUUCAAAGCCAUUCUAGACAAGGCUGUGGACAGUUGGUUGUGGCUAUUUCAGAUUAUUGUUUUCUGGUGAAUUCAGAUUUUGGCUACAAUUCUGAAUAUUGAUUGUCUCACAAUGAUCCUCCUGUCAUUAUUCUGUUUCCUAGACCUACCUGUAAAAAAAAAAAAAAAAAAAAAAAAAACCAAACAAAAAAAAUAUCAGUGUUUAAGAGGCAUGCAUCUGGAAAGCAGGUACUCUGGGUGCUAAGCAGGAACACACAUACCAUUCCCAUCUUUUCCCGAAAGGAGCCCCCCACUGAGCUUUGGUGGAAAAUGGCUGUAAGACAGUGGGACUAUAGGGUAGGAGUCAGUUUUCAAUUCAAAGUGUAACAAGACCCUUUCUACCACUUUGCAUAUCCAAUCCCACCAUAUAGCAAUUCAGAGUGGUUAGGGGGAAAAACAAACAAAAAAAGCCUGAAAAAAGAAAGGAGAAUUUGCUAUGAUAAUUAUUUACUUAUUAGUAUCUAGUGCAAGGAUUAUAGUUAUUAAUAUUAUUAUCAUCAUUACUUUAUUUGUAGUUUUGUCAGCAACAGGAUAAGUUGUUCCCAUUUUUAUUGAACCUACUGUCCCCUUCCUGAAGGUCUUCUAAGAAGCUUUCCUCUAUAUGCUGUCCAUUCUCCCCUUCUGUCUGUCAUCCCUCCAGAGACCUCCCCUAGCAAAGAAGGGGUGGUCAUUCCAUGUUAGCCUUGCUGUGCAUAAUGCUUGAUGCAAAAAGGGUAUAAAAACUGGUAAUGCUUCACUGAAGACAGUAAUCUGAACCUAGUGGGGAUGUUUGGCAUCUGCCUAGUCUGCUAGUACUCCAAGAAACAAUCUGGUUUGUAGAUGCCUGCAAUGGUGCUGCUUGGCCAGUCCCAUCCAGUCUCCCAAGCCGAAUACACAGACCCUCUGGUUCAGAAGAACAAGUGCAAGGGUAUGGAGGCACUGAUGCUGAGUACCUGAUUUGUGUGUCCACUGCAUGAGGCUCACUCAGCACAUCUCUUACUCUCCUCUUGAGCUGGAAGCCAUGGCAAGUAUCGAGUGGUGAAGUGGUCAACCCAUGCCUUGCAGCUUUUUGCCUGCAGCCCCUCUGCAUGGGCAGUGUGGUGCGGUCCCUGCUAGCCUGUUGGGUACAUUUAGUUCUCUGCUACACCCCUCUUGGCUGCUGCAAGCCGGUGGAAUGGGAAUUUGACAAAAGGACCUAAUUUUUUUAUUAUUUCUAUCAGUUGUUACUGCAAACCUAUUUCAUUUUCUGCUCUGUGAAAAGAUUGACCUUUAAAUACAACACAGCAACAAGA